Linum tenue is the source of this 2849-nucleotide messenger RNA. Lineage: Eukaryota; Viridiplantae; Streptophyta; Magnoliopsida; Malpighiales; Linaceae. The record is from the annotation of a GenBank genome assembly.
CUGCUCCUUCCUCGGGCCCUUGCUGGGCCUCGCUUUCUGCUCUCCUUUCGGGCCCUGCUAUGCUAGCCUCUCUAUGAGCUUCAAGCCCAAUAUCGCUCAACUAUGGGCCCAACACCAGCCCUGUUUCUUCUUCUCCUGAGCUCGACCCGGUUCGGCCGCCAUUUCGGCUCCACCAGCUGCAUCAGCAGAUGCCACGGUAGUAGUUCAUCACAGAGCAGAGUCGACGUCCAGAAGGGGUGGCUAUGGCGGGGCUACUAGCAUGGGCGGCAGACGUUGUAGGCGGUCACGGAAGCGUUCACGGCGACGAAGCCGACGACAUCCCGAUUCUCUUCACGGAAGAGCAGCAGGAGUAUGUUCGAGAAUUAGACCGGAAUGCGGCUUCUCUCACCCGUGCGAUCCAAGAUCUGCGGCAGAGGUUGCCUCCUGCCGACAUCUCCCAACGCCUGCCUCACCUUCUUGCCCACUCCCUCGCCUCCAAUGCUGCUCUGCCACCAAAGAACAGUAUGAAGGAUAGCUCCAGGGCUUCAGAAUUUCGGAAAUUACAGUGGUUAGUGAUUCGGAGGCUUCUUUGUUACCUGCAGACCCAGUUGAGAGAAGUUAUAUUGCAAGAAGAAAAUGCUGCAUACGAAAGAGCUAUUUCAAGUUGUGAAAGCAGGAUACAAGAGAAAGUUCAGGAAGCAGAUUUACUUCUAAGGAACCUGAACCUGAAGGAGGUUACGGAAGGUUCAGAGGCAGAAGCUGCGAAAGUAUCUGUACUUGAGAAGUUGGAGACCAAGAAAAAGGAACUGAGUUCAAUGGAGGAAAUUGUUCAAGAGCUAGACAGGAAGUGGGCACAUAUCCUGGAUAAAGCAUUAAAACAGCUUACCCCAGCUCAAAGAGAGAAGAUAUUGGAUAAACAGCUUCACAGCUUAAUCGAGCAACUAGCAGCAAAGCAGCCACAAGCAGAAGCCCUGGUCGGUGAAAUUCAUCUCAAAGAGAUGAAGUUGGAAAAGUUGAGUGGGUUGUGGAAGCAGAUUGAAAGCAGCAGCAAUGGUGAAUCCAAUUACCCAGCUAGGAACCGUUACGGAAGGAGUAACUCAUUGAAGACUUCUGUAGGUUCCAUAGAUUAUAUGUCUGACAAGCUUCCUCGUUCCACUGGCUGUCGGACUGAGUACCAGAACGACUUAUGUUACUGAGGUCGGCUUUUGUGCUCUACAUUUUGUUCUUACACAUAGUAGUGUUCAUCAAGCUUUCAUUUUGAAACAGACAAUAGGCUAAUGAUUUCUUUUUCUUUGUAUUCAUUGUACAUAAUUAUUUCCCAUACCAUCUGUAUAGAAGUUGUGAUUCAUCUGUUGUCUUGAACAUUGGUAUCCCUGCUGUUGUCAUGCAUCUGAUGAAGUGAUUAUACUAUGUAUAUUCUUGUUCUCAGAUUACAUUAUAUUCAGUUCGGUAUUUUUCGGUCCAAGUGCCAGUGUUGUCUUUUAUGGAUCAAGCUGUUACACACCAUUAUAUUGUAAAAAUUGCUAACAGAAACCUAGCAUGGCCUCUCACCAUACUAGCUAAAUUCCCUCGUUAACAUUCCUUAGAAAGGUUUAACAGUUUCCUUCUUCAUGAUGUAGAGCAAGAACUCGUUCCAUGUGUCAAUAGGCCCUGGCAAGCACCAAUGAACACAAUCAUUCACCGUCAUAUUCUUUUCUUGUGAUGUGUACCCAAAUCGACUUGGGUGCCCAUCUGGCCUCAGCAGCAUUGCUUCAGUAGCAGCCAGCAGCUCAAAUUUCAACCCUUUACUCUUCCCUUCUCUCUUUGCCUUCUCCAGCUCCCUAAUUUGUGCCUUGUAAAACUCUAAAGUGUACCCUUCUAGCUUCGCUUCUCCGUUCCUCGAUGGUCUUGUCCUCAAACAAUCUCCACCAGAGUUCCAUUCUCCAUUCUCAAAGUGGGAUGGAGAAAAUGUCCUCAGGAAUGUGAUGCCCUUGUAGUUCUCCAGGCUUUGGAGGUAGCUCAAGGCAGUUCGGAAGGCCAUACUGUAUCCAUAGUAAUGUGUGACAGAAGUAACGGUCUUGUUUCUGCACUUGUGGCAACUCACCAACUGUUCAUCAAUGUAGUACAUAAGCGGUCUAAAGAACCAGUGGCCAGCAGAGAUGAUCACAAAAUCGAAAUCCUCGAUCUGGGUGGCCCAUUCCUCACUAGGCUGGUCUAAGUAUAGGUUCAUGGUGCUGUCGAGGGAAGGCCCGUUUGGGUCCGAGUCUCGUGCUUUGACCAAGAAGGGAGACCAAAAUGAUGCCAGUGUGAAUGCAUGGUCUGGGUAGAACCAUCUUGUGGAGUAUGCCCUGCUUGUUGUGUUGCUUUGAGACCUGUUCUCAGGAUAUGAAACACUCAUUAAGAGACAGAGCAGUGACUGUGCUUGAUUCCAUCCGACGGAGUCUCCAAUGAAUGCCAUAGACUUCCCUCGAACGAGCUCUAGGAACUGCACUGCGUCGAAUAAAGGCAGCUCGCAGUCCUUUGGCCUCCAUCUCCACUUCAUGAACUGUCUAUCUGACCUUCCAGAUCUUAUGCAGUUGUUGUGCGGAACUAUGAAGGGGCAUUGUUCACUGGUGUAGUUAGGUCCUCUAGGAUAAGGAACCCAGUCUCCUGUGAAAAUAUUACAUUCUCUCUGUCUUGCAAUGCUCUUGAUAGAAGAUAGUAAUUGUGAACCAGAGCUCUUGAAUACUAGACUAAGAGGGACUAGGGUUAGGGAAAUUAUAAUGAGAGACAUCAGAAGUAACCUGUUGGGAGUAUCAUAGCAGCUUGGUGAAAGAACCUUCAUGGUGGGAGAAAUGUGAAGAAGAAAAGAAGACUUGGGUUGGUUUAGUGCUGGUGCAAAAUCAUUGAGG